AAAUCAACCAAACUCCGACAGAUGCUGCUGUCUCCACAGCUGGAAUUUAUGAUGGAAGCUCACAGCGGCAUUAGUGCUUGCAUCGCAGAGGAAGCAGGAUUUCAAGCUGUCUGGGCUAGUGGUCUUUCCAUUGCAACCCAGCUGGGAGUCCGGGACAGCAACGAGGCAUCAUGGACUCAAGUUCUGGAAGUGUUAGAGUUCAUGAAUGAUGCCUGUACUGUGCCAAUCCUGGUGGACGCUGACACCGGAUAUGGAAACUUUAACAAUGCUCGUCGUUUGGUGCGCAAGCUGGAGGACAGGGGCAUUGCUGGUGCUGCUGUAGAAGACAAACUUUUUCCGAAAACAAAUUCCCUUCUGGAUGGCCGAGCACAACCACUGGCUGAUAUUAAAGAAUUUGCAUUGAAAAUUCAGGCCAUGAAAGACACACAAAGAGACCCAGAUUUCAACAUUGUUGCCCGUGUUGAGGCUUUGAUAGCAGGCUGGGGUGUAGAUGAGGCACUCAAGCGAGCUGACGCGUACCUGGAGGCAGGAGCUACGGCGGUACUUAUGCACAGCAAGUUAAAAGAGCCAACUGAAAUUCUUGAUUUCUUAAAAGCUUGGCAGAAUAAGGGACCAGUUGUUUUGGUACCAACUACCUACUACAAAACACCCAUGCAAGUGUGGAGAGAUCAGAAGGUUUCCUUAGCUAUAUGGGCCAAUCACUCCAUUAGGGCAUCAGUCAAAGCAAUGCAAGAGGUAACUGCUCAGAUCUUCAAGGAACAAAGUACUGCCGGAGUUGAACCAAAGAUUGCGACAGUUAAAGAACUUUUUCGGUUGACCAAAGAUGAUGAACUGAAGGCAGCAGAAGAUAAAUACCUACCUAAAGUUUAA
Candidula unifasciata is the source of this 870-nucleotide messenger RNA. NCBI's taxonomy places the organism in Eukaryota, Metazoa, Mollusca, Gastropoda, Stylommatophora, Geomitridae. The record is from the annotation of a GenBank genome assembly.